GGCUAGUGCUAGUUAGCAUCAGCAACAUCAUCAGGACGUGAGGAGGCAGCGCACCGGCUGAUCUUUGUGCUGCUGCGGGAUGGAGCUGACACGCAGGAAUUUUAAGGAGAGCUUGGACACGGUGUAUGAGGCCAUAGAAGAGGCAGAUUUCCUGGCCAUCGAUGGGGAAUUUUCAGGCAUCAGUGAUGGUCCAAAUGUGAGUGCGCUGACCAAUGGACUGGACACGCCUGAGGAGCGUUACGCUAAGCUCAAAAAGCAUUCUAUGGACUUCCUGCUGUUUCAGUUUGGGCUAUGUACUUUCAAAUAUGAUCAGUCACAAUCUAAGUACAUCACAAAGCCAUUUAAUUUUUAUAUAUUCCCCAAGCCCUUCAACAGAUCCUCUCCAGACAUAAAGUUCAUCUGUCAGAGUUCCAGUAUAGACUUCUUGGCCAGUCAGGGUUUUGACUUUAAUAAAGUCUUCUGCCAUGGAAUCCCCUACCUGAACCAGGAGGAGGAGGUGCAACUGAGGGAGCAGACAGAGGAGAGGAGGAACCAGCACGCCAACGGUGUGGGGACACCAUCUUUCAUCUCCCCCUCCUCCAAGAGCUCCGCCCAUGUGCCCGACGAGCACAAGGACUUUAUUAACAGAGUGGUACAAAAGGUGGAGGCCCUCCUCAGUAACUCAGACAAGUCUCUGGACCUGGACCCGUGCACAGGGUUCCAGCGAAAGCUCGUAUACCAGACCCUGAACUGGAAAUUUCCUAAAGGGAUUCAUAUAGAGACCGUGGAAACCGAAAAGAAGGAGCGCUUCAUCCAAGUGAGUAAAGUGGACGAGGAGGAGCGGAAGAGACGAGAGCAGCAGAAGGUGGAGAAGGAGCAGGAGGAGUUGAAUGAUGCAGUGGGCUUCUCCAGAGUGAUCCAUGCCAUCUCUAAAUCUGGCAAAUUGGUGGUGGGACACAACAUGCUGCUGGACGUCAUGCACACUAUUCACCAGUUCUACUGCCCCCUGCCUGAGGAUCUGCAGGAGUUUAAGGAGGUCACCAUGUGUGUGUUUCCCAGACUUUUAGACACAAAGCUGAUGUCUUCAACUCAGCCUUUUAAGGAGCUGAUCACAAACACAUCACUGGCAGAGCUGGAGAAACAGCUGAAGGAGAGCCCCUUCAAAUGUCCACAAGUUGUAACAGCAGAUGGCUUCCCCAGCUACGACACAGCCCAGGAGCAGCUGCACGAAGCAGGCUACGACGCCUACAUCACUGGUCUCUGCUUCAUCUCCAUGGCCAACUACCUGGGCUCAUUCCUGACGCCCCCUAAAGGCCACAUUUCUGCUCGCUCCAAACUCAUAGAGCCCUUCUACAAUAAACUGUUCCUCAUGAGGAUCAUUGACAUUCCCUACCUCAACAUGACUGGACCAGACUUACAACCCAAGAGAGACCACGUCCUGUACGUGACCUUCCCAAAGGAGUGGAAGACCAGCGACCUCUACCAGCUCUUCAGUGCCUUCGGGAACAUCCAGGUGUCAUGGAUCGACGACACCUCUGCCUUUGUGUCUCUGAGCCAGACAGACCAGGUGCAGAUAGCGAUGAACACGAGCCGCUACGCUGAGAGCUACAGGAUCCAGACGUAUGCAGAGUACGUCCAGGCCAAACAGCAGGAGAAGGACAAACAGAAGCAGAGUCAGGGCCACGGCUCCUGGGGAGACGGCUGGACCAAGAGCCACUACCCCUCCAGCACCACCUCUACCUUUUCAUAUGCACGGGCUCUGAGGAAGCGCAGUAUGAGCCCGGUGCAGCCUGAGCAGGCUGGAGCCCAGGGAGCAUCAGACGGCUGGGCUCACUAUUCCUAUGCUGAGGUGGCUGGGGGAAAGAAGCUGAAGACUGAUGGAGAGUCCAACUCUGAGGCUGUUGAAAGCACCACCACAGAAGGCUGGUUAAAGACAGGAGACAUGUCUGAGUCCUCCGGCUCCAGCCCGGACCAGAGUCAGGGUCCAGACCAGGAUCCGAGCCAAGAGCAGAGCAGUCCAGAGACCGUGGACACGGAGGGCACAGGCGGCUGGCAACAAGCCUCCGGAGCACACAAGAAGGGACACAAGCACAAGAAGAAGAAUGCAGGAGCAGCGUCCUCGUCUGCGCUCUUCGAGGUGCCUGAGGUGUGGUAGCAGCAGCAACAACAGCAGCACACGGAGUGACCUGAGCCCCUACAUCAGCUCAAUCAGCCCGGACCUCCUCCCUCAGAGCUCACAGUCCCAGGACCCUGUGUGAGGCCGGACACUCUGAAGCCAUAGCAGCCCCACAGCAGCCGCCAUAGUGAGGUGAAGAGCAGGCCUCCUCUUCUGCCCCGGGGUGACUGCGGCUCGUACUGUAGUGAGAGUGAGUUUGUGCAUGUGAGAGCAGUCUGUUUAGUGAAUGUGACAUAGUGCAGCUGGUAGCUCCUAGUUUACAAAGUCAGGGUCAUUCAGUCUUUUUAACCUCAUCCCUUUUAAAUGCCCCUGCCCUCUGUUCCACUUUUAUCAGACUAAUGUGAGCGCAGCAGUGAAAUGAAUAUUUAUUGGUGGUAUUACGAAAUGUCUUUGAAAUGUUGUUUUUGUACAAAUUUGUUUUGUUUAAAUGUUUUGUAAUGUCCUUCUGCAGCACUGUCUAAUGUUCUAAUGUAUGCUGUGUGUAAAGACACACUUUUUGUAUCAAAUGUUUAAAAAUUCUUAAAUAUAUCCUUGUAAAGGGACAGAAUUAAAGAAUGUUUCUUAGUA
Molecule: messenger RNA, 2722 nt
Organism: Periophthalmus magnuspinnatus
Lineage: Eukaryota; Metazoa; Chordata; Actinopteri; Gobiiformes; Gobiidae
Gene: parn
Product: poly(A)-specific ribonuclease (deadenylation nuclease)
Exons: 26
Coding region: 80-2134 (684 amino acids)
Biological process (GO): nuclear-transcribed mRNA poly(A) tail shortening
Cellular component (GO): cytoplasm; nucleus
Molecular function (GO): poly(A)-specific ribonuclease activity; RNA binding; metal ion binding
Source: RefSeq, a predicted model, not a curated record